Molecule: messenger RNA, 576 nt
Organism: Saccharomycodes ludwigii
Lineage: Eukaryota; Fungi; Ascomycota; Saccharomycetes; Saccharomycodales; Saccharomycodaceae
Gene: SND3
Product: Snd3p
Exons: 1
Coding region: 1-576 (191 amino acids)
Biological process (GO): protein targeting to ER
Cellular component (GO): mitochondrion; endoplasmic reticulum
Source: RefSeq, a predicted model, not a curated record
AUGAAUCCCAUGAUAUCCAACUUGAUUUUAAUGCUAGUGAUGAUGCAAGUCGCACGUCAACUAAAUAUGGAAGAUCCAACAGUUAUCUUUUACAUAAGAGUUUUGUAUUGUUCAUGUACCGCAUUAACUUGGAUUGUUUAUCAAUACGCUCGUAAGAAGAUUAUUGCUAAAAAUGAUUUGACUACAUUGAAAUACGUUCAGCCACAGUCUCCAUUUUCUGCUGCCAGCAACACUGGCGACAAAUUCUGUGUUACCACUGUCAGGGACUAUGAUUUGGAGCAAAUUGAUUCUUCUAUUAAAAGUGUCUACACCGGUGUUUUAAUGAUGGGAUUUAUGCAUUUGUACAUGAAUUACACCAACCCAUUGUUGAUGCAAAGUAUUUCUCCUGUUAAGGCUGCUUUUGAACAUAACUUAGUUCAAAUUCAUUUGUUUAACAAGCCAGCUGUUGGUAACUUGAAAAGACCAUUUGCACAACAAAGUAUGUUUGGCCAAAACGCUAAGAGUCCUAAUGCUGCUGACAAAAAGGCUCUUGAAGAAGCUGAAAAAAGUGGGAAUGGUGGCAUCAAGUCUGAAUAG